GCAGCGACUGUGAGUGUGACUAGUAUCUUCUGUUUUUCUGGUGCAUCGAGCUUUUUUCUCUAGGUGCGUACUUUCUCCAUUUACUACCACGCUCUAAAUUCUGCGAUCAUAGCGAAGAUGUCGUUACUUUCUGCCGCGACGUCCCCUGAGGACCUACCAGCCUUUUUCCGCGACUCCGCAAGUGAUAGCAGCUCGACCGCGGCAGAUGCGGACCAUUUCCAUCUUUCGAGGAUCGCCCAACGGAGUGCUGUCGGAGCGCUGCAGCCACCAUUUUACGAGAAUGAUGUGAAAGAAAGGACGAAGGAGCUAUUAUUUGGAUUUCACAAAUACAUUGAGCGCGCUGACGUUUACAGUGCGAAGGAUUUGCUUGACGUCGCCUACAUUCCGAAAUGGUUUCUCGGCAUGCUGGGUUUGGCGGUGACGGACGAGUCGCGUGCUUACCAACGAAACCCGUCCUUGAAGCGAACCAGAGGAAACUUCUUCAUUGCCCCGAACCCGUUUUAUUUCAACUACGACGCAUACGCGUGCCGGCCGUGGGACAUGGUUCAGGAGUCCAAAAGUGGGUUUCGGCUCUGCGUCUGGUGGGUGCAUCCAGUGCUCCAAGAGCUCAGCCCUUACUUCGAUCGACAACCUGAAGCUGUACUAAAUUCGGAGUUGGUGGAACAGCUUGACAAGAAAGGUCUCCUCUACGAGCUAUGCCGUGCAGUCGCACGAAUACGAAACCACAAUUCAGUGAACGAGAGCGAAGCUUUCGUACCAGAAGAACUUCUUAAUUUUGAUGCCACGAUGGCGAUCCCGCUGAACCAGUUGCAAUUGCUUGCACCAGUUAAGUAUCUGCACACAUGGCGUGACUGUGGUGUCGAGCACGUGGACGAGCUGCGCCAGUUGCAAACUGACGUCCACGAUUUUUUACGGGAGGAGUUCCGGAUGAACGAGGCAGACGUGGCUGCGGCCGAGAUGGUCUUUCAUUCGACAACCAGGGUGCGAAAUCCCAAUUUUGGCGACCAGACCCGAGGGCAGUACUUGCAUCUGCACCUGCAGGUUUACGCCGGAAGGGCGCCGGACGCCGUGUACGUCCCGAGUAUCAGUUGUAUGCAGCGGUCUGCGGCACUGUGCGCGAUUGUUGAAGCUCUUGCUGCUCGGGGGGAUAUUAAGGAGCUGGCGCAGUUUCCCCACGAGUAUUACGACGAAAGUGAGGACUUUGAAACCUUCUCGAAGUGCAGUUCAACUACAGCCUCUUCCACAGAGGUAUCGGGCACUAUGCUUCUUCAAUCUUCUCCUCUUCCGAAAAAUAAGAAAACGGUACCGGCUACAAGCACAAACCGGCCCGGACUACUGCAGUCUGACAACCCAGAAAUUAUGAUCUUGAUGUCCCCAGAUGAAAAGUUGGAGCGCUCACCGCAACGCAUUUUCAGUACAGCGAUGUGUAGGACCGAGUGCGAGAUGGAGGCGCUGAGAAUGUAUCACGGACUUGCUGGAGUUUUCGACAGUGCGGAUUGGACGACGGAGGAGGUGAUGUUUGUGUUGCGGCGCUGCUUCUGCGGCGAGAAGUUCGCUGCCGAUUGGACGUUGGACGCUAGACGGCGGAAGCGCCCUCCUCAACUCCACCUAGUCGUGGGCGCGAAAGGUGUCGGCAAGACUACGUACGUCAAGCAAGCAAUCUGUAACGGAGGCCUCGGAGCAGGCAACCUGUUUUUCAUUGAUGGCUGUAACAUGAGGAGCGAAGAUCUGAUGCGUCCGAAAUUCAAAAGUUUCCAGUUCAAGCUGCAGAUUUUACGGUGGUGCGUGAGGUACGGUUUCGACGUCGUCAUGACGCGAUCGAAGGCCUUGGACGACAAGUCCGCUGAGUGGUUGCAGAUAGUUGAAGAGGAGGAGGAGGCUUUGUCCCGCACGCACAGCCAUCCCUUGAAGUAUCAGGUUGCAAUGCACGUCGUCGUAGCGGCGUGCGGAGCGUGCGCCUCGCGCGCCGUCAAGCGCGACAGGGCGGGAGACACAGCCCCGUGUACCUACGCUCAACAUCGCGAUAUCUACAAGGCAUCACUGGAAGCGGUUGCUGGAAAGAUGAAGAUCGCAGCCAGAAUUGACAAUUUGAUUGUGGUGGACAACUCGGAAGAUUGCACCGACCAGAGCAAAGCCUGUGCGACAUUUCGAGAUACGGCGUUCGCGUUACCGACACCGCACGCGGACCGCUUCUUGGCGAAAAUGACGUUGCGUGCAUGUGCGUCGGGGUUUCCGUUUGAGCCACAUCUUGUGAGUCCGCCCGAGCUGAGUGGGGAGACGAAUCCGAGCCUCGUGCUGAUCCGCGGACCGCCAGGAGCGGGGAAAACUACACUCUGGCGCACACUGUCGUCUGAUCAGAGUGCCAGAUGCGAUUUGGCAGGAGAUAUGUCUGGAGGCGGUGGCCGGGGCAUGAUGUCGCAGGCGGUUGUUGUCGAUGGAGAGCUUUUUUGCCAAGAGUUUGCCAAGGAAUGGGGAUUUACGCAGAUCACUAUUUCUCUUCUAGCAGACGACCAGCACGCUCGGGCGGCUCGCGACACGUGGAAACAGCGAAGUGUAGAUUAUGCUUUUUCCAACCAGCACUCGUUGAUCGUACCCAUUACCGUCGACGUUGCAAAAGCUAGAGCGCUUGCGAAGGAUGCGACGAAACACGGCUACGCGGUUGAAGUGUGGGUGUGUCUCGCGGAGGCGAAAACUAACGAAGAGCGCCUGCAGCAGCGUCAUCUAGAUACGGGAACGCCGGGCUUCGACGAAGAAGUCUUUAAGAGAUCCUACGGCACAUUGUGUCGCGAGUACCCAACUGCGUUCAACGAUGCUCUCGAACACACUGCAUCGACAGCAACCCUGCACUUGCGCAGGAUGCGCUUCUUUCGAGACGGAAAGGAGUUGCUGAAUCAAAUCGAUAUCGACACUGCAACGAAGUGGGUGCAGAAGUUUUCGUCACACGAUGUGCGGACUGAGAAUACCCGCUGCGACAACUGA
Molecule: messenger RNA, 2979 nt
Organism: Amoebophrya sp. A120
Lineage: Eukaryota; Dinophyceae; Syndiniales; Amoebophryaceae
Source: the annotation of a GenBank genome assembly